Messenger RNA from Bradysia coprophila, 418 nucleotides. Its product is annotated as NADH dehydrogenase (ubiquinone) MWFE subunit. Gene Ontology annotation, cellular component: respiratory chain complex I. NCBI's taxonomy places the organism in Eukaryota, Metazoa, Arthropoda, Insecta, Diptera, Sciaridae. The record is from RefSeq and is a predicted model, not a curated record.
GACAUUUCUCAUUGACAUUUCAGACGUCGAAAAAUAAAAGGAAAAUAUUGCUUCGAGUACUGGUAAAUUAAUCGAAAAGAGUAACAUCUUACCGACAAAAUGUGGUUCGAGAUUAUACCAUCAUUUGCAAUUGUAUCCUUGGCGUUAGCCGCUCCUGGAUACGCCAUUUAUGGAUUACACAAACUCGCUCUAGGAAAUCCAUAUCGCCGUGGAAUGGAAGAACGACACAAUCGCAUGGAUUAUCAACGCGAUCGUAGACUCACUGCGAACCCAUACAUACAAAAUGGACUGGAGGUCAUUCCGGAUGAAUAGCCAGAUGAGAGUCAAUCUUGUAAAUUGGUGUCGCCCAGCGUAUAGAAAAUCUAAAACAAAAUGUUCAUUAAACAGAAGUGAGCACAAAUUAAAAUUUGAUUUUAUU